This is a messenger RNA of Exophiala xenobiotica, 4331 nucleotides long. RefSeq lists its product as uncharacterized. Bases 176 to 2245 code for a protein of 689 amino acids. Gene Ontology annotation, molecular function: DNA-binding transcription factor activity, RNA polymerase II-specific; zinc ion binding; DNA binding. The transcript is spliced from 4 exons. NCBI's taxonomy places the organism in Eukaryota, Fungi, Ascomycota, Eurotiomycetes, Chaetothyriales, Herpotrichiellaceae. The record is from RefSeq and is a predicted model, not a curated record. Gene Ontology annotation, biological process: DNA-templated transcription; regulation of DNA-templated transcription.
CUCCAAGAUACGUUUGGCAUUAACGGUAUCCGUAUCUGGAAUAUCUAUAACGCAAUCGCCAUAUCUGCCAGAUGUGAACCUCCCUGCCUGCGACAAUUCCAUCUUUACGGGUGUUCUCCAGACGCCGUUUGAUUCCAACGCCGCCGGCUUCUUGUCCGCAAGAUACGGAAUAAUCAUGUCUUCAACCGCCACCCUAAGCGAUAGUGGGGCUGUCAUGGCAAGGUCGAAAAGGCCCGUCCAGCCGCCGGUCAAAGUGGCAUGUACCUCUUGCCGUGCGUCUCGCACACGAUGCGACGGCAUCAAGCCUACCUGCCAAAACUGCCUCAUCCGAGGUAAGGAUUGCCAAUAUCUGAAAAGCAACCGUGGUGGUCCACGCGUGUCGCGAAAAAAAGCUAUGCUGGCCGAAGAAAAGCGACGACUGGCCGAAAGCAACGGUGACGGACAGCAAAAUCCGUCUAUAGAUAUUGACUGGAGCUCCUUAAUGCUGUCGACUGAACAGUUCCACGACGAGCUAAUUGGCUCAAUGAUCGCCCCUGGGGCCGGUUUAUUAGACCUGGACGACGAGAGUCAUAGCGACGAAAUCUUCGACAGCAUCUUCCUCGAUGCACCGAAAGGAGAAGAAGUCGUUUUUGAUGCGUUUGAGCCCAAUAUCCAAUCCCUUCCUUACAACCCGGUCGUUCGCCAUUACGAGACCAAUAAAAGCAUACUCAACGCAUACUACAUAUUCAUCCACCCAUACUUUCCAAUAUUGCCUCCCCCACCAACGACCUUGGAGGUUGACGAUCCGGCCUCGGAGUCGAAAGGCUUUCAACCUGGCUCGCCAUUAGCCAUGGCUUUAUUGGCAAUCCUCCUGCUAAUACCGCACCCCAACGACCUGUUUGCAGAUAGCGACGAAUCUGUCUGUCAAAGGCGACAAGAGGCACACUCGUAUUCACAGAUGGCCAUGGAAAGUGUGGAAAUGGAAACAGAAUUGCUUGAGUCUGCCACGAGCCCUUCUGCUGCCCUGGAAUAUUCGCGGCCAUCGCUACGCCGAGAGCGAUUCCAUCCUGCUGUGCCCACUGAACUCGAAAGUUUGUUGGCACACAUUGUCCUGAGCAUCUACGAAUAUGCGCAGCGAGGCAAUCUCGCCAAAAUGCGGAAUCGUGCCUCUCAAGCAUAUGAUGCAGCUGUCCGACUCGGUCUCCACGACACUUCUGAUCUUCCUCUAGAUGAAUGCACAGAAGCUCGAAGACGAGCUUGGUGGAUGACCUACAUUGUCGUGCUUCAGAGCUCUAUCGUCUCCAGCACGCCUCCGAUCAUCACAAUCGACUUCCAUCAAUUCAGGUCACCUCUUCCGACGAUAGCCUCGGACCCGGACGCCUGGCUGUUCUUCAUUGAGGCCCAACAGAUCAUCUUGCGAUGUACACAAUAUACUGUUGCACUGAAAAAAGCCCUCGAAACCGGCGUAGAUCCAAACGAGCUCAACGGCAGAAAAGCCAUGCUCGACAGCGACAUCGACACGAUCCUACAACGAUACUCGACUCACCCUAUCGAAGCAGAGUUUUUGUCGCCAAGUGACUUUGAGGAGAACACUUUAGCAAAGUCACUCCGGUCGCAGGCGCUGAUCAAGCUCAGCAGCGCAAGAAUCAAGCUCCACAGAUAUCGUGCCUUUCACGAUGUCCCCGUUUUCACGCGCAAACACUGCGACCUCGAUCAAACGGAUGCGUCUACUCCGCGCCAGCUUGGAUGUGCCUGUCACUCGGGCAGUCUAAGAACGUCGCCCAAUACAACCUUUCCGGGCCAGAAGUCGGUUUCUCCCGCCCUUCCAGAUGCCAUGCCGACAGGUGCUACUGAGAUACCCUUCAACGACCUCCCCGCAGCAAAGACCUGUAUGAAAGCCGCUUUGGCGAUAAGUCGAGCCUUUGAAACCCUACCGCAUCCGAACCCGAUACAAUUACCCUUGCCGGUGUUUCCUCCAUCGAUGCUGUCAAUCACUUCGGCGAAUCAGGCACCUAGAACAAUGCCCGGCUUUGCUUGUUGUGCCAUGCAGAGUUGCUACACCCUUCUCACGCUAUGCUACAGGAGCCUAGAAAGGCAAUGCAUGUAUCAACGGAGCGUUGCUGCCGAUAAAGGCUUGGAAGAACUGUACGCUGGAGUGGGACGCGUCUUGGCCGCCCUGCAGAAUUAUUCAAUCGCUUUCGAGGCUCUCAAUGGCAUGACGCAACAAGUAGAGGAAGCUCUUGAAGCUUUGAAGUGUGUGAGGUAACGGUGAACACAUCCAGGGCGUUCCACAAUCUAUCGCGCUGCUCUUACGACCCUCGACAAUCCCAACUCAGUACGCCGCCACCAUUUCCGCGUCACAACAAAGUAACGACACAUCAUUGCUCCUCGUCGUGCGUCCAUCCAAGCAGUCUCUCGGCCUUAUCCGUCGUCCAGAAGGCCGCGUUAUCCUUCCCCCAAUCGCCCUUGAUCUCGGCGUUGGGAAAGUACUUCUUGGCCAGAUCCCUCGACGGCGUAUCUUGGGUCGUCGUCUUUGCAUGGAUAUUGAAGAUCUCGCAGCCCUUGAACUUGUCGCUCUCGACACCUUUCAGACACGCCCUCGCGGUCGCCACCGGAUUGACCCAGCCCCACAGCUGCUUGACCGCCGCCUGGUCCCAGUCGUCCUUGUGCUCCUUCUGCACAUCCUUGAGUGGCGCGACUUCAUGGAUCCGCAGCACGGCGAUGUUCAUGCCGGGAAACCAGCGGACGAAACUGCGCGCCUGCACCUCGGAUUCCUGCUUGGCCAGGGCGUACGAGUCCGUCGGUUUCUGCGGGUAGUCCUCGUCGAUGGGGAAGUAUUCGAACUCGAGCGGCUGGUUGGCGUAGGCCAGGCCGAUGGCGUUCACGGAGCUCGCGUAGCAGACUCUCUUGAUGCCGUUCUCCGCGGCGGCUCGGAACCCGUUGAACGCGCUGCACACGUUGUUGUUGUGCACGGUCGAAUCGGGUUUGUCGACCGGGUUCGGGAUGGCGGCGAGAUGGAUCAGCGCGUCGCAGCCCCGGAAUGCUUUGACGGUCGCGUCGUAGUCACUGGCCACGUCGGCUGUGCGCAUCUCCGAGUUGGGCGUGCCAUCGGGUUCGGACUCGGUCCGGUUGAUUUGCACUGUGUGGUGGCCUGCCUGGGCGCAGAGCUUGACGACUUCCUUACCCACCGUGCCUCGGGCACCUGUGAUUGCGAUUCUCAUCUUGAUCUUGUUCCGAGUCUUGUAGAGACACGUAUGUAUGUAUGUUAGCCUAGCGUUCGCGUGUCGUGGGGGGUUUUAUCAGGGUAGGGGGGAAAUGCCACGGCGUAAGGCGGGCACAAUAUAUACCUUACCAUGUUCAAUGACGGCUGAGGUCACGAUCCGGGGUGGAUUUCCGAGGCGAGUAAAGUGGUACGAGGUACAAUUCCCAUGACGAGAUGUCUGGUGGGGUGUACCUUAUGGUGUACCAGUACUCCGGACAGAGUUUGGUUGUGCCGGUGGGAGCGGCAAACCACGGUGACCACAGUACUUGCUUACCUACCUUAGGUACUAGGAUCACAGCAUUUGCGGGCCGGUAUGGAGUAUCUCGGAUGACGUCGAGUGAGGGUGUCAGUAUGUCACUCUUGGCUUACGAUUUCCUGCAUACCUGCCUUCCUGGUACUCCGUACCACACCGAUAUAUGCUGUUUUCCAGAAAUUUGUAUCAAGUCGCAGUCCAGACCACCGAAAACAUCGAAGAAGAAGAAGACCAAACGAAGGAGGAACGUGUUAGAUGGUCGUCGCGCUGAUGCCGGCUAACGUAGUCGUGGGUAAGUCUUGAGUGAGAAUCCAUGUGAAAGGGGACCAUCGAGGCCAAGAUCUUAUCUGAUUGCCUGCAUCAACCUGCCCAUCUGCACUGGCGGGGCGCCAAGAAAACAUCUCGCCGGCGACGGUCGGGUUGGCAGAGACAAGACACUGGCGUGGACUGCUUGUAAACAACGCUUAGCCAAAGGAGCCAUCCUCAACGAGUGCAGGCGUCGAUUCUACGGAGAAAACGGUGCAAGAAACAAGCGCAUCUCCACGGUCUGCGUCGGCAGCUGCAUCCUGCUCGUGCUUGGAAGUUGGGCGGCAUACUUCUGGGGAGUGGCGACCGGGAACAAUGGCUGAACGAUCCGACGAGGAUGCGAGGGGGAAUAUGCUUUGUUUCACUGAGUCCUCAAAAUCCAGUCCUCCAGACAGCAAUCGAGACAUCAAGCCCGGUGGAAAUGGGCCUUUGCUGCAGCUGGAGUGGUGGAAACAUCUCCCAGUAUGAUCUGGACGGGUGGCAACCUUGCAGGCCAAACAAGUGCUUGAGGUAUGGUUUAGUCGAAUAGUU